This is a messenger RNA of Mesorhabditis spiculigera, 528 nucleotides long. The record is from the annotation of a GenBank genome assembly. NCBI's taxonomy places the organism in Eukaryota, Metazoa, Nematoda, Chromadorea, Rhabditida, Rhabditidae.
AUGAAGCCCUGCAUGUAUUACAUUCCGGGCAAGGCGGACUCGUGCCGGAAUGGGGACGACUGCCGAUUUGUGCACUCCAAUGCUCCAGUUCAGAGUCAUCACCGGCCCUACAACUAUUCUGAUUAUUCCAACGUAUCCGGAUCCACAAAGAACCCUUAUUCGCCAAAUUCCAGCUAUUAUUCAGCGUCGUCUUCGCCACAAACACCCCGGCAGGAUCCAUACAGCGCUUCUUACAAACCCAAGUCUCUCAUGGAAUCGUUGUUCGAUCCCAAGUACAAAUUCGUCGCAACUCCAUCAAAAACGCCUUCCGGCACCGAAUCGUUGCGCAGCCGACCCGAAGUUUCGCCGCGAAGUACUUCAAUUGGAUCUUCAACAAAAACCUGCGAAGCUGAACUAGACGCUCAGAAAAGCGAAUACAACGAGUUCCUCUACUCGAAAGUGCUAUCUGAUGAAGCCAGAAACGCCUUCCUUCAAGACAAAUAUUCGAUUGGAUCGAUCCCACUAGAAGCACCUACUAAAGAGAUUUGU